Molecule: messenger RNA, 888 nt
Organism: Acaromyces ingoldii
Lineage: Eukaryota; Fungi; Basidiomycota; Exobasidiomycetes; Exobasidiales; Cryptobasidiaceae
Product: putative YMC1-protein of the mitochondrial carrier family
Exons: 5
Coding region: 1-888 (295 amino acids)
Biological process (GO): mitochondrial L-ornithine transmembrane transport
Molecular function (GO): L-ornithine transmembrane transporter activity
Source: RefSeq, a predicted model, not a curated record
AUGACGAAGAUCUCGAGGACGACCAAAGACGUUGCCUCGGGCACGGCCGGGGGCAUCGCACAGGUGUUGGUGGGACAACCGUUGGACAUACUCAAAGUGAGGCUCCAGACGGCAGCGCCUGGAACAUACAAGGGCUUGGGCGAUUGUGCCAGUCAAAUUGUGAAGAGGGAAGGAUUACUUGGCUUUUACAAGGGCACUCUGACUCCGCUGCUGGGUGUCGGCGUUUGUGUGUCGAUUCAAUUUGGAGUCGUAGAGGCUGUCAAGAGGAGAUUCAAUGCUGAGAAUGCGAAAGUGGCAAGGACAGAUCUGAGCAAAGGGCAGCUCUAUGCAUCAGGUGCAUUAGCCGGUCUAGCCAACAGCAUCGUUGCAGGCCCUGUCGAACAGAUCCGAAUCCGGCUUCAGACACAACAGACUCGCCUCUAUGCUGGUCCGUUGGACUGUGCCUCUCAAAUAGUCCGUCAAUCAGGGCCUGCUGGCCUCCUUCGUGGGAUGCUCCCCACGAUGCUUAGGGAGUCGCAAGGCAUGGGCGUCUAUUUCCUUUCGUACGAGUUUCUGGUGCAGCGUCACUUGGCAGAAACGGGCAAGCAGAGGGCAGAUCUCCCCAGUGUAAUGGCCAUGCUCUUUGGAGCCUCCGCCGGGGUCGCACUCUGGCUAUCAGCCUAUCCCCUAGAUGUAAUCAAGUCGCGUAUGCAGACAGACGCCAUCUCGCCGUCGGAGAGGCGCUACAAGGGAUUCCUCGACUGCGCAUCAGACAUCUACAGGUCCGCUGGACCGAGAGGCUUCGUCAAAGGACUGGCCCCCACACUGGUUAGGGCACCGUUUGCUAAUGCAGCCACCUUCGUCGUUUAUGAAUGGGCUUCGAGACAACUGGAGCCCCAUGUCAAAUGA